Brassica rapa (field mustard) is the source of this 2955-nucleotide messenger RNA. RefSeq names its product peroxidase 6. The record is from RefSeq and is a predicted model, not a curated record. Gene Ontology annotation, molecular function: heme binding; peroxidase activity. NCBI's taxonomy places the organism in Eukaryota, Viridiplantae, Streptophyta, Magnoliopsida, Brassicales, Brassicaceae. Gene Ontology annotation, biological process: hydrogen peroxide catabolic process; response to oxidative stress.
CGCGUUGGUGUCACCUAACUAAUGCUAGUUCCGCACAUUUGUUUUUUUUGUUACAAAGGUUCAAUAAAAACUGUAAAUAAAUUAAUAAACACAAAUGGAAACAUAAGUAGACGAACAAAUACAUGGAAAUGUUAUGAACUAGACCUGGACAUUUUUAUCUCAAUCCGAAGUACCUAUCUAAAUCUGAACCGAAAAAUCAAAACCAAAUCUGAACUGGUAUGCAAAAAUAUCUGAACGGGACUUAUGAGCUUAAUAGUUUAGGGUUUGGUUAUAAUCCGAGCUGAACCGAAAUCUCCGAAAAUAUCCAAAUUUUUUAAAUAGAUUAAUGUUUUAAUAUAUGAUAAGGUGAUUUAGAUAUUUUCGAAUUUUCAAAAUAUUUUUGUAGUUUGUUUUAUUUAUUAUUUUGAAUAUUUUUUACGUAAUUUAGAUAGUUUAAUUAAUUUUAAUUAGAUUUUUGAAUACUUUUUAUAUUUUGAUUUUUUGUCAAUUUUUUAAGUUUAAAAAAUAUAUUUUUGGAUGCCUUUAAACAUUGGUUACAAUCCGAUCCGAAGCGAAUCCAGAAGGAACCGAACUAAACCCGACCUGAUAAUUAAUAAAACUCGAACAGAACUUAUGAGCAUUAUACCCAAAAUCUAAAAAUUUGAAUCAACUGAACCAAAACCGACAGGUCCUUGAACGCCCGAGCCACAAACUCGAUAAUGACUUUUGAUUUAAAAAAAAAGAAGUGUGAAACAAAUUAGUUUUACGCUGAAAGCCUGAAAUAGCUUUUUUUUUACUUAGUAAACUGAUGGUGUAAACCUGGUGGGCUUAUAAAGUAUGGGCUACUCUAUAGGUUCAACUAAAAACCCUUGAGCGAACUUGUGUCACCUUUUUCUACUUCUCAUGUUUAGCUUGAAUGCCAUUUAAAAAAAAAAGAAUAAUGAAACAUCUGUGUGGCAAAUACAGAAUUUGGAAUGCAUAAUUGGAUCCGUGAGAUGUUUGUGGAGGCAGAAUUUACUUGGACUUCGGGAUGCUCUAAUCAAGUAGCCAGACUAUCUUGUUCAAAUGAAUAAUGAUUCUUCAUUUGUAAUUUUUGUAUGGUCCAACAUUGUAUUGACACAAGUCACACAAUCCUCCACGAGAACCACCUGCUUUCUAAAAUCUAGAAAAAGAAAGAUGUUUAAAAAGCAAGUACAAGAUCUAGCUCCAUUGCUUAAAUGUUGAAUGCAUGAUAAUAUGAUAUGCAAAUAUGCAAUAACAUGGUUUGAAGCCACCACAUCCUCCAUUUUUCUAAUAAUUAUGGAGACCUAAAAUAAGAGUUUUACAAUUUGGUUAAAAGUUUGUUUUUCUGUUUCUCCUUGAAACUCUCUCUUCCCUUGAUUUUCCAAACAAAAACCUUCGUUUCACAAUCAAAAUAGACACAAGUAAACACCUAAAAAGAAAAAAACAACACAGACCACAACAAACAGAACACAAAACUAAAAGAAGAGAGAAAUCGACAAUCAAGAGAAUUUGAAUUCAAGGGAAACUUGCAAAUAAUUUUUAAAAAUUAUUUAUUCCCUCUUCAUUGAUGAAUUCUUGUGGGUUACGUUGUCUGUUUAUUCUCCUGUCGUUUCCAUAUCUCCUUCAAGCCGAUCUCUCGUCUGAUUACUACAGCAAAACAUGCCCCGACUUCGACCAAACACUCGUCCAAGUCGUCACCGACAAACAGAUCGCAGCUCCCACCACAGCCGCAGGAACACUCCGUCUCUUUUUCCAUGACUGCAUGGUCGACGGCUGCGACGCCUCGAUCCUCGUCGCUUCUACUUCCGGUAAAACCUCAGAACGCGACGCUGACAUCAACCAUUCCCUCCCCGGAGACGCAUUCGACCUAAUCACCCGAAUCAAAACAGCCCUCGAGCUAAAAUGCCCCAACGUCGUCUCAUGUUCCGACAUCCUCGUGGGAGCAACGCGUAGCCUCGUCAAAAUGGUCGGAGGUCCAAGAAUCAACGUCAAAUACGGUCGCAAAGACAGUCUCGACUCCGAUAUGAACCGUGUCGAAGGAAAGCUAGCUCGCCCCAACAUGACCAUGGACCACAUCAUCUCCAUCUUCGGAUCAGCUGGCUUGACCGUGCAAGAGAUGGUGGCGCUCGUCGGAUCGCACACGAUCGGUUUCUCUCACUGCAAAGAGUUCGCGAGCCGAAUCUUCAACAGCAACGCGGAGCACAGCGCUGACUUUUGCCCCGAAGGGAUGAACUCGAAAUACGCUGCGGAGCUGAGGAAGCUCUGCUCGAACUACACCAAGGACGCGGAGAUGUCUGCGUUUAAUGACGUUUUUACCCCUGGGAAGUUCGACAACAUGUAUUACAAGAACUUGCAGCACGGCUACGGGCUGCUCGAGUCGGACCAGGCGAUCGCGUUUGAUAACAGGACGCGUCCGUUUGUUGAUCUUUACGCGGCGAACGAAACGGCGUUCUUCGACGCGUUUGCGAAGGCCAUGGAGAAGUUUAGCGAGCAGAGGGUGAAGACGGAGUUGAAUGGAGACGUUCGAAGGCGGUGCGACCAGUACAAUGACUACAGGGGGUAAACUAUAAGAGUUACCUCUUUAAACGCAUGCACACGUUAAGAAAAACUGUCAUAUUAUAUUAGUAGUUAUCACCACAAUGGUCAGUGAUUGUUGAGUUUGUUACAUUUAUUGGUUGAAACUUGUAUCAAUCACCAGUAUGGUGUGGACAAAUCUAUUUUUUUUUUUGAAACUUUUUCGUGUCGAUGAGUGUGUGUUUUCCUGUGUUGUUUUUUUGUAUGUUGAUUUAUCAAUUCUAACUUUAUUUGAUGCAAAUUAAGAUAACAUAUCAAAUUCAUAUAAUGUUAUUAGCACAAACCAUUAACAUGGUCAAAUAAAUAUAAUUGUCAAAAAUAAAGAGUUGAUUAAUACGAAUGAUAAGUUGGAGAAAAUAUCAAAUGAUUUACAGAUACAACAUGCCUAAGGUAAAGGGA